This is a messenger RNA of Malaya genurostris, 7038 nucleotides long. It is a transcript of the gene Psi, whose product is annotated as far upstream element-binding protein 3. The coding region runs from base 454 to 2616 and encodes 720 amino acids. Gene Ontology annotation, molecular function: mRNA binding. The transcript is spliced from 6 exons. Lineage: Eukaryota; Metazoa; Arthropoda; Insecta; Diptera; Culicidae. Gene Ontology annotation, cellular component: nucleus; cytoplasm. The record is from RefSeq and is a predicted model, not a curated record. Gene Ontology annotation, biological process: regulation of DNA-templated transcription.
UACCAGUAGGCGACGAGCCGCUCGCCAUGUCAUUCAUCAGUUUUCUUUUGCCUUGAAUGGAUCGUGCUUCUUGUGUGAUGUGCGGAAAAAUUGUAUCUAUAUCCGUGCCCAGCAGCAGUAGCAGCAGAUUCAACAUCCAGAAGUGCUACCUUUUUUCUUUAGUUUUUUGUUGAGUUCGGCUGAGUAAUUAUCAACUUUUUUGGUUUUCGGGCUGUUCCAGACGGUUAGUUCCGAUGAAAAACCAGUGCAAAAGUAACAGAAAACCCUUCCCUGAAGUUAGAUUGGAGAUUUAGGCCGAUCAGUAAAAGGCUUCAGCCGAAAAAGCGGACAAUUUCUUGCUGCGAUUGAGCGAGUGACGAGCGCGUUGUGUGUGUGAGGACCGAAAAAAUUAUUCUGGGUGUGCAAUUUCCGUGCGAGGAAAAUUUUUACUUUAUUGGUUUAUUUAUUUUAAUAAUGAGUGAUUAUUCAAACCAGAACUCGCAAAAUUUUAGUCAAUCGUCAGCAUUUGCAGCCGCUUUACAGAGAGCUAAACAAAUUGCCGCUAAAAUACACCCGGGUGGUGGCCAACCGGUGAAGAGAUCGCUUGAGGACGACUCGGGACCAGAAUCGAAAAAGUUUGGAGGACAACCUGACUUCAACAAUGCAAACUCGCCGACUGGCAUGAGCCCAGCUGCUAUGCAAGCCGCUGCUCAAGCUGCAGCCGUAGCCGCACGUUUAUCACAAAUUAAUAAUAAUUCAAACUCAAACUCAGCAGCCGCGGGAACACAGGAUCCUGUCCAGAGAGCACGUGAUCUUAUUAGCAAAAUGGUAAACCAACAAGGAGGCCCCAACGGCCCAAUGGACAACGGUAAUCACGGUGGAAACGGUGGUGGUAGUGGUAGUGGAGGAGGUGGUGGAGGCGGUGGUGGCCGCGGUGGAUUUGGUUCGUCCAACUUCGGCAAUCAGCCCUACCAGGAAAUUAUGAUUCCCGGCUCCAAGGUGGGCCUCAUUAUAGGCAAGGGAGGCGAAACUAUAAAACAGUUGCAGGAAAAAUCGGGCGCCAAAAUGGUCAUUAUCCAGGACGGUCCUGGACAAGAAAUGGAGAAACCUUUACGUAUUUCCGGUGAUCAACAGAAAGUGGAGCACGCCAAACAGCUUGUAUUUGAUCUAAUACAAGAGAAAGACAACUAUAACAGUCAAAGACAGAGUAUGAAUGGAACAGAACAAGCUGAAGUAUUCGUUCCCAAGUCAGCUGUUGGUGUGGUCAUCGGAAAAGGAGGUGACAUGAUUAAAAAGAUUCAAGGUGAAUCUGGCUGCAAGUUGCAGUUUAUCCAAGGACGUGGAGAUGGACCCGGCGAUCGGCGUUGCAUCGUCCAGGGUUCCAGAGCUCAAGUUGAGGAAGGCAAACGUAUGAUUGAAGAACUGAUCGAAAGUGUUCAGCGACGCGAGCAAGGCGGUGGCGGACGUGGACCUCGUGGCGAACGAGAUGAACGCGGUGACCGAGGAGAUAGACCGCACCGAGGUCGUGAAGGUCACGACAAUGGUAACGGUGGACAGUUCGGAGGAGGAGACUACAGUGGUCCACAAGUGACCCGAGAAGAGUAUACUUUCACCGUUCCAGUCAACAAGUGCGGUAUCAUUAUUGGCCGCGGAGGAGACACAAUCAAACAAAUCAACCAACAGUCGGGGGCCCAUACAGAAAUGGAUCGCAAAGCAUCGGCAAACCAAACCACGGAGAAAACUUUUACCUGCAAAGGUGAACCUCAUCAAGUCGAGGAGGCCAAACGACUGAUUCAGGAUAAAAUCAACAUGGAAGUGAAUCUGGUAUAUGUCGGUUCGUCUACAGCUCCGGCGCAGCAAUUCCAGAAUAACGGCCAGAAUGCAUACGGCCAGAGCUGGGGUGGAUAUCAGCAGCAAUCCUGGGACCAGCAACAGCAGGUACAGCCAACUGCUACCUCGGCAGCAGCCGCCCAACAGCAACAAGCUGGACAAGGACAGGCCGACUAUUCCCAGCAAUGGAUUGAAUACUAUAGUGGAGGGCCAACUAAUCGGUCUCACCAAUCCUCUUCCAGACAAAUGGGUAUGCAUCGCGAGGCAGAGAUGAUUGAACAGCAAGUUAAGGCUCGACAGGCAGCCGCGCAGCAGGGAGCAACCCCGACACCGGCAGUCCAGACAACCCAAGCUAAUCAAACUGCUCCAUCAGUUGUGGCAACGAGUAACGCUGGAGCGCAACAGUCGGGUGGUGGCCAAGCAGACUACAGCGCCGAGUGGGCCGAGUACUACCGAAGGCUCGGUAGAAUUGACGAGGCCGAAGCGAUCGAGAAACAAAUCGCUAACAAUAAGGCUCUACAGGCAACGGCCAGUGCAGGAGGUCAACCAGGUGGUGCAGCUGGGCAGCAGUUCAAUGCUGCCGGAGCCGCACCAGGCGGUGCUGGAGGUAAUCCCCAGCAGCUAGCAGCACAACAAGCAACUGCUGGCGGGUACGGGGCACAACAGUACCAACAGUACUACGCAGGGGCAGCCGCAGCCGGUGGACAGCCAGGUGGAUACCAAGGUUACCCGUACGGAGGCGGAUAUCCUGGACAAGGUGGGCAACCCGGCCAGCAGCAAGCUGGGCCUGGUCAAGAUAAGAACUAAUCUAUGGACGCCAGAACAAGCUAGGAUGGCAUUCCAUAGUACGCUUGUUCCUUCAGCAGCCCCCUCCCCGUAACCCACUAAGGUAAGCGACUAUUUUGUUGCUAUGCUAAGCUCAUUCUCAUCUUUUUGUUUUACUUGUUUGUGUUUUUUCUUUGGAAUACUUUAUAUAAUUUCUUUUUAGUUUAAUAGUAUAUUUAGUUGUUUGUUUUACAUAUAUUGAUAUUCUUGGUUUUGUAUGUCACAUCACUAGUAUUCAAUUUUCACCACCGUAAUAAUAAUUAUUCAAUUUGUUUCCGUGAUAACAUAUUCUGUGAUAAACGGUAUAUUAAUAUUCAAAAUGUACUAAAUUUAAGCAUAUUUUUUCUGGGUAUAUUGAAAUUAUUAUUCAUAUAAUAAAUUUCACAUGCACAGCAAUCAAAUUUUAUUUUCAUUCUCGUGUCCCUUGGAUGCAAAAUAUUGAUGUUUAUUACAUUGUUUAUAAUGCUACUCAUUAUAAUAAAACUCCAGGAAAAGUGCAAGUGUAGAGUGCAGGAAAAUGGUGUUAAUUAAUCGGAAAAUAAAUAUUUUAUGGUUUCCAUUGAUAGUUUCUCGUUGUAACAUAUUAUAAUAAUCUUCAUUACAUUUCGAAUUUAAAACAAAUAUGUUUAUCGUGCAAUGUUCCGUAGUUAUUGAAUACAGACUUCAAUCGAAAUUUUAUUAUUUUCGCGUAUAUACUAGCUAUGCUCUGUGCAGAUAUUUUGAAUAUUGGAUUGGAUAAUUCCCCAUCUUACUAAAUUAUAUUAUGAAGGAAGGAGGAUCAAACUUAUCUCGAGAAAAACGAUAUUCUAUUUAUUGAUGUGCUUAUUUAUUACCUUACAUUUGAAAUUAUCCAUCAUUUGGAAUUGACGGCCUGCAUGAACGCGACGAAUUUCUGCUAAUACAGCAGAUUGCACAAAUUAUGUUUCACAAUUUUCAGGCAUAUCAGGAUUAUCUCUAUAACACAAAUUCGAUGUUUCAAUAGAAGCAUAAAAACAGAGUGAAUGAUGAAUAGAUGAUACUUAGAAUUCACAAAUAUUUCUCAUACUCAAUUGCACUUAACGUGGUGUUUUUUUUGUUGUUGUAUCAAACUAGAAUCCAAUCAAUCCGAUGUGUGAUUGUUUGUCAGUAGCCCCUUUUGGGUACAAUUUCCCCAUCUAACUGAACUUUUGUUUGCUUUUCUUGAUUGUAUGGAAUGCAAUUUCAUGUUAUCUUUCAGUAAUAGCUAUCAAGCUGUUCUGCUAUGCAACUUCAUUUAUUAUUUAUAACGUAUAAGUGUUUAACGAAAGAUAAUCGAUUUUCGCUUCUUAAAUUUUUUGAUCGAAUAUCCCAAAUGUAACAUAUGUUCCUCGGUUAAAAUAAAAACGAAAUCAAAAAUGAAUUGAUGCGUAUGGCACUGGUCCCACUAACCAGAUUUCGUAACUGGAAGACAUUUGUUUGAAUAAAACUGACACAAAGUGAUUUUUUGUUGUAGAUUUGUUCAUUUGAAUUGAAUAUAUCAAAUAGUUAUUUGGAUCAUUCAUUAGUAAAAAAUUCUUGAUGGAUAAUAAACCACAAUCGUUGUUGAACAGAUUUGAGCUAUUUUUUUUAUUCUAUUCGAACAGUUUUCAUGCUAAAUUUAGGCUGUGAACAAUUUUGCAAAUAAUUUCAACUUAAGGUUAAAAUUUGACAUGUCGGUAGUUAAUUAAAAAUAAAGUACACUAAAAAGUAUGCAUAUUAACUGAGUUUGAAAUGAUGCGUGAAAUUACAUUCGCGACACGUUAAUCCACAACACACGAUUUAUUUCCAUAUUGGUACAUACGUUGUAUUUGCUUCACUUGUUUCUACCUCAUUGGUAUUGAUAGGCAUGAGAAGAAAGAUUUUCUGUACUUAUUUCGCUGUGUUCGGCUAACCAAUAACUAUUCAUGGCUCUUUAUUAGCGCAACUUCUGUUGCGGUGGCGUUAAUAUGUAAGUACCUCCACAUUUUCCGAUGUAAUAACGUCAUUUUUGCGGCAGAUUACGUCACCACAAAUAAAUUGUGAUUUUAAAUAACUAAAUUAAAUUGCAAUUAUCGACAGCGGUGAUAACGAUUUUACUUGUGUAAUUGAUAGUAUAAUAAUUGCAAUACAAUGAAAAACUUCGAUAAAGGUACGGGUGUGUAAUGUCAGAGACAUAACUGGAUGUCGUGAAUACGAAUAAAACUGCCACUAUUUCUUUAUACUUCCGAUUAUCAAUUAGUUGAUCGAUUGUGUGAAUUGUGCAAGCUUUCCCCUUUUUCAUUGCUAGAAACGAUAUACCUAAACGAAAGUACAGAUUAGUUACAUUAAACUUUCUGACAUACAAUUAAAUAUAAAUAUUACAGGAUAACCAGUAUAGUUAUUUAUGAUAAAAUAAUGUAGGUUCUGCAAAAAACCUUUUAUGGAGGCGUUCGUGAUGGAGAGUGACGAGUUGAGUUCGAAUCUAUUCUGAGUCGAUGCUAUGCAUUUUAUAUAGCAAAUCAGCAGAAAGUUGUACUAAAAACUACAACUGGUUGAAAAAUGAGCCGUAAACAGUAUAGUGAAGGAAAAUUUCGCAUAAUUCUUUAGUAGGUAUACAAUUAUGGUUCUAAAUAGCAACAUACAGAAUUUUAAUGUCGAUUGCUUAGAUUUUAGAUAACAUUUAAAGCCAUUAGAAGGGUUUUGCAUAAUGUUCACCAUUGUUGUCGCUGUAUAUUUCUCCAAUGCAAACAACCAGUAGCAGAAUGAUGCAAUCGAUCUUCUUUGAAGGGAAACUGGAUCUGCGUCCUGUGCGUUUGAGGUUUUGUACCAUACAAAACGCCUGCGCUUUCAUUGCCGACUGCUGCUCCUGGCGACCGAAGUCCAAAUGAGAGCACGACUUAAGCGCCUGAGGUUUUGUACCACGCAAAAGAUUUGCUCUCGUUACUGAAGGCUGUUGCUUCUGACAAUCGAAGUCCAAAUGAAAGCACGAUCUGAGCUUACUUAUGUUGGUAUGAGAACCUCACUUCGACAUUAAGUUCCGUCUGAAGCAGAAGAAAAAAUGAACAAUUUUCUAUCAAAGUUUACCUUUUAUACUCGUUCAGGAGAUAAUCGGAACUGAUAUGCGCUUUACUACCUCAAAACCGUCGUCUGGGUGCGAAAAGGGCAAGCAAGCGUGAUGAAUUUUCCUCAAUAUUUCCAAAAGUUUUAGAAAUCUUUGUAUUUCAGUUAUUUAUGGUUAUCUGACGCUGUUCAAAAUUUAAUCAAAAAUUCCUGAUUAUAUUUCCGAUAGCUUGUAGACAAAAACAGUUUGUUGGGUUGAGGGCAUAUUCAGCAGUGUUCUAGUUCUAGAUGCAUAAAUCAUGCCAGUUACAAAAUUUCAAUCUGAAUUUUAUAACAAGAAAAACUGGCAGCCCCAGCAGUGUUUUACUCGUGUUUCAAAUAUACAAAAAAUAGAACGGCAUCGUAGACCAGUUUUAAAUUUGACAGAAGAACUGGUCGAAUAAAUAAAACUAGAACGGCUUGCUGGGGAUACGUUUGUUCCAGUUUCUGCUCUAUUAUAGAUCUUCCAUAUAGAACUUCUAGCUGCUGAACUUGCUCUAAGUACAUCAAGAGAUAUUCGCGAUAAAGUUCUGCCCAUUCUUGUACAUAGUAAAGUAAGUCGUAUUCAAGACAAAAAAUGGACUGGAAAUAUAUUUACACUUAUUACUGUGAUGUUUUCUUUGACGAAUAGUAUGAAAACAAAUUACACAUAAAUGAUUGUUACCAAAGAUCUGAAACUUGCACUUUUUGCAACAUUUUUCUAGUGCCUGGAAAUAACUAUCGAACUGUCAAAACAACCAUGCUCUUAAUUAUUAUUGACAAUGAAGAACUAUUCGAUUGUCAGAUUUUAACAAAAAGUUAAAAUUUGCCAAAUGGUUUACAGUUUUUGCCGUUCCAUUUUCUAUCUUUUAAACGCGAACAAAAAGCUGCCAGGGUAGCCAAUUUUUUUAAAAUAUAAUUUACAGAUACAAAUUUUAUAAAAUGUCAUAAGUCCCGGUAAAUCGCCCUUAUUCUGAAUAACGUCGUAUCGUCGUGGUAUAACUAUUCGAACAACUAUGAACGCGAGUAUUUUAAAUUGUUUUAGCGUGUGCCCGAGUUCUUUGAUGCAAAAUCCUACACCCUGUCAUCUUGGGUAAUAUGCUUUUCAUUUUGAUCUGUUUGUUUACAGCAAAGUAACAUCAUUACAACGUGCUUUAAGUGUCCUUUUAACAACAACAAAAAUCUAACGUGAUCCUUUGUUUUCCGUUUAUAAGUGCAUAUCAGGGUUAUAGUAUCGUAUAAAAAGGGCACACAAUAUUGGAUGACUGAUGCAACGUUUGAAAGGUUUUUUUUCAUGCUAACUUAGAAUCAACUAACUUCAUUUGAUGAAUAUGAAUAGUAUUGCUUAUUUUAAUUUAAUGUAUCAAUAAG